GGUAAACUCCUGAAAACCUCGUUGAUUCUUCACCCUGGUGAAGAUUCUGAGCUAACGAAAUCCCCGACACUAUGUCCGUGUACAUAUACCAUUUACUACUAUUACUGUCUCUGGAGGAAAUAAGCGCAGCGUCAAACGAGCGCAACUCCAAUGAAACGUUCAUUGAAUGUGGCCUGGGUUACCGGAAUUGCUCACAGAAGCUCAGAAGAUUCGAUGGCGACAAUGAAUUUUUCAACUGCUCUGUCGGGGGAAAAGACGAAAUAAAGACUUUCGAGAACACAAUCUCACUCAGUAAAGGAUGUAAUAUUCCAUUCGAUGCACCGGAACUGCUAGGUAUUAGCUCAGACUGUUUGAAGAACAGUGCCAUAAACCAAAGACAGACGAUUGAGAUUACAUUUCGCCUUCCAAAAGCAUUUUUCUGUAACAAGAGUGACGAAGAUCAAUCGCAACACGUUGGUCAUUACCAGUUCCCUAAAGCGAUCUACCUCAACUUAAGCCGAGUACGAGAGGAGGACUACAGUGACCCGUGGUCCUUCACAUGCCCUGGAGAGAGAAUCUUCAUCUUCCACAAAUAUUCCCCACGUCUUAAUUACGAGGCGGACAACCCGAGGAUCUUAACCUACCGGCACAGGCUUGGUUUGAACCUAUCUAACCAAAGCUAUUCAUACAUAUUGAAUUUUACCACGGCUGAAGGACGAUCACGUUAUUUCAACAUUAAGCUACCAGUUCGCGACAACAACAGUGCAAACUGGCGACCAGCGGUGGUCACAACUCUCGAUGUAAUUCAGAGAACUAUAGAUGUCAUCGUAGAACCACAGCCCAGUGUUUUAAAUUCUACCGGCUACCAAGUGACCUUGUGUUCCCUUGAAGAUCAAUGCAAUCAACACAACCAAAUUGAUAGCACGAAGACCAACAGUACGCGGUUCGAAAACAUAACACAUGGCGUUUAUUACGUAAAGGUAAUGUCCAGCCCGUGUGCUACAUCGAACUGUCUAGAGGUAAAAUCGUUCCGAGUCGACGCCUUGGCGAUUCCAAAGAUUGCAGAUGAAUUUCAACAUAUGCAGAUUACUGUCAUUGUGGCGGGCAGUGUUGUCGGUGUAGCACUUCUCGUUAUUCUCGUUAUUCUUACCUACUGCCUCCGACGUUGUGGACCGUGUGUACGAAUACGAAGAAAAUCUGACAAGAAGCCCCAAGGAAUUGUGUUACACCCAUUUCUCGACUUGUCCCGUAGCAACAGCAGUACGGACCGGAAUUAUUUGAAAGUAAUGGAAUACUUUCAAAACUUUAUCGUUAAGGCAUUCGACUGCGAGUUAGUCCCCAUCCCCCUUGGUUGCAUAAAUUGCAAUAAAACAGCAUUGGACAAGCUUUUUAGCGGGCUGGUCUUCGUCAUUGUUGUUUGUGCCAAUGACAAUGGUAACCCAUAUUUUAAACAACUUUUGGCGAGGGCAAUGCAAAAGCGAAAAAAGCAAAAGAAUUUAUUGGUUAUAUCAGUAACUUUGUCUUGUUUUUCGUCACCAAUUACACAUGAAUGUAUUGCAGACUUGGAAAUGAUAACACUUCUGGAAAAUAUACACAAUUUAUCACCGUUUUACAAAAAGAUACACGCGCCAAAGUUGAAAGACGACGAUUCAUCGAAUUUAAUACAGUUUAAUAUUGACUAUCCGGAAUAUCAAACACUGGAGAAAUCUAUUAAAGAUGCCUCACCAUUGGCUCAUUUCGAAAACACAAGUUCGCACACUGAAUGCGACACUGAUAUAAAAACGAAACACAUUUGUCAAACAGAACGAAACAUUCAACUUCAUUCUACCAUAUGCGGUAAAGACAUUCAUCAACAUAAACCAUAUGAACAAAACAUCGAAGAAAACAGGAAAGAAAAGAAACGACAAAUGGCUAGUUUGAAAGCAAAUCUGAGUCAGGUAAAUGACUCUUCUUCGGACAUAUUUUACAAUGAAUCGCAAGCACAUGAAAACAUGCGGGAACUACCAGUCGCAAGCGACCAGGUCAGUCGUGAAUCAAAUCGAUAUAAUCAAAGAAGAGAACGACGAUGUCAACAACUGGAACCUCGUGCACCGCAGUUGGGCAGUGGUGAACAUUCGUGUAAAUUGACCGUUACACAUCCGCCAAUUUUAAACUAUAAUAAAAAAGUGCACUUUAAAACAUUCCCUGUAUUACAUAACCAUCAAAUUCGAAGUCGACCUUCGGACUAUGAACACGAACACGUGCUUCACGCUUCAAACUUGAAAGAAGACGAUUCAUCGCUUUUCAUGCCGUGUAAUAUUGACUAUCCGGAAUAUCAAACACUUAAACAAUCUAUAAUAGAUGCCUCACAAUGGUCUCAUUUCGAAAACUCAAGUUCUCAAAUUGAUUACGACACCGAAAAAGAUACUAAACAUAUCUGUCAAACAGAACGAAAGAUUCCAUUUCUUUUAACCAAAUGCGAAAGAGACGGUCAUCAACAUACGCCAUGUGAACAAUAUAUCGAUGAAAAGAGCCCAGAAAGGAAACGACAAGAAGAAGCAAGUAUUAAAGCAAAUCUGAGUAGGUUUAAUGACUCUUCUUUUGACAUAUUUUACAAUGGAGCGCAGGAAAACAGGCAGGAAUUACCACUCGCCAGCGAACAGUUGGGACGUGAAUCAAAUGGAUACAUUAGAACUCAAGGAAGAGAACCACAUUGUCAACAUUUCGAACAUCAUCGUGCAUUACAGUUUGACAGUGAUGAAACUUCACUUAAAAUGCCGAUUUAAAUCAUAUUAAAACAUGUCAUGUAAAACACACGUCGGUUACACAUGAACAUCAAAUUCGAACCCGCCAUUCAGAAUGUGAUAACAAAAUAGUAUUGCUUCUUUGUGGACACGGGUCCUACAACGAAAGCAACCCGAAGCCACGUAUCACCAGCGAAUUUUGUAAAAGAUUUUUAUCAAAUGUACAUAUGCAUACAUAUAUAAAACAUGAACGCCAAAACGUGACGUGUGAAUCGAAUAUUACACAUUGUGAUGUAAGAUUGCGGUAAAAUUAUUAAGUGUUAACAUUAUUAGUAUGCAGACAUGUUUUUAUAUCUUUUAAACAUAUUAAAAUAUCAAGUUAGCGAUGUAUCUUCA
Molecule: messenger RNA, 3098 nt
Organism: Dreissena polymorpha
Lineage: Eukaryota; Metazoa; Mollusca; Bivalvia; Myida; Dreissenidae
Exons: 10
Coding region: 72-2744 (890 amino acids)
Source: RefSeq, a predicted model, not a curated record